This is a messenger RNA of Suillus bovinus, 162 nucleotides long. RefSeq lists its product as uncharacterized. Lineage: Eukaryota; Fungi; Basidiomycota; Agaricomycetes; Boletales; Suillaceae. The transcript has a single exon. The record is from RefSeq and is a predicted model, not a curated record. The annotation marks the transcript as partial.
CCGUCCUUGAUGGAUAUAGACAUCGACUUGGAGUGCCUUGGUAUACUAGAACAACGAAUGUUUGAGCUCUCAUUGGCUGCAGGCGCUGCAGGGAAUGAACAAUGGGUAAAAGAUGCCGAUGCUCACCAAGACCGAUGGAAUCCAUACGAGGGCCUCCUGAGU